UACCCGAUAAUGUCGAAGUGACUGGUCGCUGUCAGUAAGAUGCCUCAUCUGCAAGUUAAUUGAGACUAAACGUUGACUUGUUUUCGGCUUCUUCGCAGGACUUAGCUGAUGUUCAGUGAACUUGGUACGUUAGCUAGCUCGCUGCUGCUUGUUUGACUGUUGCCUGUCUUAACUUUCCUCUCCGUUAAACGUUGACCCAGUGUACGUUAAAACUGGUGUCUUUCUUCGCCGUAGCCUAGUAGUAGUAGUUGUAGCAACCGUAGUUAACCUACUGAAGAUGGCGAGUGUACAUGAAAGUUUGUAUUUCAACCCAAUGAUGACGAACGGAGUGGUCCAUGCUAACGUGUUUGGCAUUAAAGACUGGGUGACUCCGUAUAAAAUCUCUGUGCUGGCGCUGCUGUAUGAGAUGACCGCAUCCAAAAUCACUCUACCGGAAAGAAGACGACUGAACAAGCUGAUUCUGCCCCUGCAGCAGGGUCCAGAUCUGACUCUUGGCCAGUUCCUGCAGACAGUGGAGGAGUGUUGCCCUCAGACUGCAUAUGCUGUGAAACUCAGGCUGCAUGAAAUGGCAGAUGGAGAGCUGAAAGACAUGGAGUACUUCUUUUCCACUCUUCCCACUCCAUUCACCGCUUUUGAUUCUGAGGCUUAUAAAACCAGUGUUGUGGGUCUUUUUAUGAGGCACAUGCUCCUGGCGUACAACAAGCUGUCCUUCAGUCAGGUCUACAAACUCUACAAGUCUCUGCAGCACUACUACCACAGUCACUAUGCCAAGCCGACCGAUGGGCAGGUGGGUUUGCCAGCGCUGGUUGCCGACGACUCUGAUAUGGACCUCACCAGCACUGAGGACAAUGUAGGAGACAGAAUGGACAAAGAGGACUUGGACACACCAUUGCAUGAGUCAGAGCUUCGAAAUGACAAUGCUCCAAGCAGAGGUCCCCUCUCACAAAAACAAGCAGAGUACUUUCUUGCAAGACAGGCAUAUCUUCUGAAGAAUGAUGAGAACAAAGCUCUAAAGCCCGCUGCACUGCAGGAAGAGCUCAACAACAUGCUGAAGUUUAACCCCGAUUUUGCUGAGGCGCAUUACCUGAACUACUUGAACAGCAUGAGAGUCCAGGACAUCUUCCUCUCCGCCCACAGUCUCUUACAUUAUUUUGACCGCCUCAUCUUGUCCGGAAGUGAGGGAAAGAGCAACGGGGAUGAGGGCUAUGGUCGAAGUCUCCGCUAUGCUGCUCUUAACUUGGCAAGCCUGCACUGUCGCUUUGGUCACUAUCAGCAGGCGGAUCUGGCUCUGCAGGAGGCUAUCCGCAUUGCCCAGGAGUCUAAUGACCAUGUGUGCUUGCAGCACUGUCUGAGUUGGCUCUACACACUGGAACAGAUGAAGGGAUCUGACAGCACAGUGUUAACUGAGGAUUCAGUGAAAAUGGCUGCCCAUUUCUGCCUGCCAUACCUGGCAUCUCUGGGCAUUCAGUCUUUGGUCCAGCAGGGGGCGACACAGGGUAAGACAGCACACAAACUGAUGGACGCACUGAAGGACACAGACAUCCUGCACUGGAAGCACAGUCUGUCGGAGCUGAUCGAGAUCAGCCUGGCUCAGACUACGUCCAUAUGGAGGAUGUACGGCAAGAGCACCAUGGCUCUGCAGCAGGCCCAGCUGCUUCUCAACAUGAGCAGUCUGGAGCCAGUCAACUUCAGCGUCCAGCAGAACAACACAGAGGCGUUCACCGUGGCUCUCUGCCACCUGGCCGAGCUACACGCUGAGCAGGGCCUGUACAAUGCAGUUUCAGAGAUUCUUCGGCAUCUGAAAGAGCAGUUUCCUCCCCACUCGCAGCAUGCCAAGCUCUGGAUGCUGUGCGAUCUUAAAAUCCAGUUUGAGAGACAUAUGAACGAAGGAAAAUACCACUUAGCGGAGCUGCUAGUCACAGCCAUCUCUGCCUUAAACAAAACAGAAGGUCUCUACAGGAAAGCUCAAGUUCUGAAGGCUCUCAACCGCAGCACCGAGGCGUACAGCAUCUUACAACAACUGCAGGUUCGCUGUGAGAAGACUAAAUGUACAGAGAUGGUCAUCAGAGUGAUGCUCUCCACUGCUGAGCUUCACUGGGAGUCGUCUGGCUUCUCCACAGCUCUCCCUCUGCUCCUGCAGGCUUUGGCUUUGGCCAGACAGCACCACCUACAAUCCCUGGCCUCAGAGACCAUCCUUCACCUGGCCUUUACUCAGCUCAUGCUGGGGGUUCCUGAGCAGGCUCUGAGUGUCCUGCAUGAAGCCAUUGAGCCUGUCCUGGCCCACGGAGCAGUCAUGGACAAGGGCCGAGCCCUGCUGCUGACAGCCCGCUGUCAGAUGGCGGUGGCUGGGUUCAGGCCAAACGGACAAGGGCAAGCAGAUUUGCAUUUGGCGGUGUUGGCUGUUGACACGCUAAACGAGGCUGCUGCCUAUUUUUCAAAACUGAACUGUAAGGAGCGGCUGCGUGACGUCCACUAUCUGCAGGCUCAGCUCCACCGUUCUCUGGGACAAACUUCACAGUGCAACAAAAGUGCCAUGCUCUUCCGGCUGCUGGACCAGGAGCUGCAGUCACCAGCACCACCAGUGUCCAUGCGACUCUAACUGCUCCUUUUUCAACAACAAACUCAAUUGUUUUUUUUUUGUGCUGCUGAGAAGGACACACACCUCCUCUACCUGCUGAGCUGAGUCAUUUCAGCUCACCACUAGAUGGUGGUGAAACUCUGUUCCGCUCUCUCUCAGCUCUAAAGGAUUUCUUUUAUAAAUAUUUUGAAGUGGAGGUAAUUGUGGAACUCUUUGCACGCACUGCCAGGAUAAUAAUUAAAUAGGACAAUGUCCACAGAGAUAAAUAAGGCUGAGUUCCCAGUAGAUUAAGAAUGGGUCUAUUGUCUCUUCACUUGUGGUCUGUUACAGAUUGAAUGAUAGCCUGUUAAUGAACACAUGUUUUUAAAAGCUUGUGCCACAGCAACAGUCCAGUUUUGUCUGACAAACAUACAUGCUAGGCCACGGCACCACAGAAACAAUGAAAGUUUAUCAGGAGCUGUCACAGCAGCACUGAUUUACCCACCGCUACUUGAUGAAUGAGGGUAAUAUCACAGUUAGCUACAAGAUGAAUGUGUUUCAGUGGCCUGGAUGAUUCAUAUUCCACCAGAAGAAUACUGAUGAAGCUGGAAUCCAGAGGAAAGAAAUCGUGAUCACAUUUAUAAUGUAAUAGACUUGCGAUGACAGAACAGCAGAUACUGUAUCUGUAUUCCACUUAUGUCUGACACGAUUUGUGAGAACCAUUUUGGCUGAUAACAUUACAUUUGUUCUGACGGACCCAUAAUCCAUUACUGAAAGCGCUUCUUUCAAAAAAAUAAACGACUUGUUUCAUCUAAUUUAGUUUUCAGUUAAUCUGACACAAGUAUAAGAAUAAUUGUAAUAGGAAUAUGUCUGCAGUUGGAAUAUCUGUGUGGUACAGGAUAGUUAAAGUUUCAGCAGGGUUUAAACUUACUAGUUUUGUUUGUCUUGGUGCACAAGCAUCUCUGAGGUUGGUGGUUGAAUGAUUGGAGCUGUCCGGCCUUGUUGACAGGAAAUUUCUGUCCCAUUUACAGCCUGUGCCGGCCCCCUGAAAGGUCCUGUUGAAUCAAUUUAAGUGCCAUGUUUGACUUUAUGUCAUUUGCUGCUUAAAAAGCAGAAAGUAAACAGUAGGUAGAGUAUGUGAGCCAGGUCACAGGGUCAGUUUAGGAUAAACUAACGCUUUUCCGUGUUUACAUAGUGCAGAGCUGAACAUUCAGUUUAUACUUUUAACCCAGAGAGAAUGCAGGUAUGGUGGUGCUGCAGUGGGAGUUAAACCACUAAUCAUUAUCCAUCAAGUUUGGCAGAACCAUUUACCGCAGAAAGCUUCCUAUUUGUAUUUGACGCUGCUGGUUACCAAAAGGCUUUCAGUGCAGCAGAGCAAUUUCCAUGAGUUGAGAGAAUUCUUCCAUUAGUGACGAGAUUUAAAAAACAGCAACUGAAAAGAUUUUUUUUUUUUUUUUAAGCUCUGAAAAUUUAUGGACGACAAAAAGCUGACAUUUUUGAGAUUGAAGUUUUUACCUAAAGGCAGUGAAGCAUUCUCAUUGUUGCUGGUACUUGGUUUUUCAUUUGCUCAAAGAGCGCACAGAUAUUUACUGAAUACUGAUUGAAAUUCACUGAAGAGUGAAAGUAAAAAGGGGUCAGACUCUUCAGGGGUCCUGAGUCCUCCACAGCUUCUGUUUAUCUUUUCUGACCAUAAUUGAACCCAUUAUGUCCUAAAAAAUGUUUUCACUGUAUUUUUUUUAGUGCUGAAAUGGUGAGUCAAUCAACAAAAUCAAUGGAAUCAAAUCCAAUUUUUGCUUUUCUCUGUGUUAGCCAUGCUACUGACAUGGCAGUAGGAUGGGUCUAUUGGUCUAUUGGUCCACCACUUUGGUCUUGACUGAAAUGUCGUAACCACUAUCCGUGGAUGGCCAUGAAUCCUAAUGACCUUGGUGCUAGCCUGACUUUUCCUCUAGUGUCAUCAUCAGGUUAACACUUUUGGUUUGUAGUGACAUUUCUUAAUAGCUAUUGGAUGACUUCCCAUGAAAUCUGGCACGGACAUGAUCAUCAUUCAUGAUCUUCCUCAUGAUGAAUUUAAUGUAGAUUGGGCAUCCCUUGACUUUUAAUCCAGCACCUUCAUCAGAUCAAAAUUUAGAUUUGUCCAGUUCUUUGGUUUGUGACCCGCAGUGUUAAAGACAUUUCCAUCAGCCUCUGCUGUACUCGGUGUUAAGUGCUAAUUAGCUAAUGUUGACAUGCUAACAUGCAUGUCAUAACAUAACAUAACAUAACUGUACUGCUCAAAGUACAGUCUCCUUGAGUUUUGAGAGCUAACAUUAUGUUUUACAAGGAUGUUUGCAUGCCUGUGUUAGCAUUUAGCUCAAAGUACAACCUCCUUGAGUUAUGACAGCUUGUCAAACAAACAAGAAAUUUGAACACGUCACUUUGAGCUUACGAAAAUGUUUUCAUGGAACUUUUUUGUGGAAAUGUUUUAAAUUAAUUAGUAUUAAACAAUUAAUGGAUAAUGGAAAUAAU
Messenger RNA from Seriola dumerili (greater amberjack), 5062 nucleotides. It is a transcript of the gene anapc5, whose product is annotated as anaphase promoting complex subunit 5. NCBI's taxonomy places the organism in Eukaryota, Metazoa, Chordata, Actinopteri, Carangiformes, Carangidae. Gene Ontology annotation, molecular function: protein binding. Gene Ontology annotation, cellular component: anaphase-promoting complex. Gene Ontology annotation, biological process: protein K11-linked ubiquitination; positive regulation of mitotic metaphase/anaphase transition; anaphase-promoting complex-dependent catabolic process. The transcript has 17 exons. The coding region runs from base 278 to 2599 and encodes 773 amino acids. The record is from RefSeq and is a predicted model, not a curated record.